AGAAAUGAACAACGUUGAGAAUACCACCUCCACCCUGCCACCGACAGGCAACCCAGCAUCUGACCCUCUGGGCCGUUCACAGUUGCAGAUUUGGUUUGAAGUGUCUCUGGCUAUCGCAUUUUCUCUUGUGGCUUUCACAGGUAGGUGAUGGCGAGUCAGUUUUAUUGGAUAAGGCGCUGAUAUACACAUGCACAGCGAACCGGGUAAGCCGGGUAACAUUUGGACAGGAUGGCUGUUUGUCAUGAACGCAUAUAGUGAGUUUUAGUAUAUAGUAAAACAGUGGAUAGUGUUUUUCGCGCGCUCUGAUUGGCUACUCAAUCAGUGAAUAUCCUACACUAUUCACUGAUUCACCUCCAGUUCCUCCCAGCGAGCGACGCCAAACUCGCGUAAGCUGCGAGCAAAAUGCCUUCCUGGUUUGCUGCCGUAAACAAACAAAGAAAUUUCACAACUAAUCAAGCAAGCUGUUUCCGAAAUACACGAAGAAGGUGACGAAGUUCGGAUUGGAAGUUUUAACAGGUAAAGCUUUGUCUUUUUGACACGAAUUUAUCGAUAAAACCGGUGAAAAAGUUUUUUGUUUACAAAUGCAAAUUAAGUUUAAGUCUUGCGUUACUUUAUUUAGUUGAGUUGUUCAUAAAUAAGCUUAAAACUAAAUUUAAUAAUCUUUUUUUAUAGAAUGAUUUUAAAUACAAAAAGAAUUCACAACUCCUUUUGAAGAAAUUUCCCCGCAAGAGCUAAACAAAUGCCUUCAAAAGUUUGAAUUGUCGGCAAGAAAAAGCGACGGCCGCGGCCGCCCGGUCAUUACGCGCCAAAAUUGUAAUCGUUGGCAACAGUAUUUGAGUUAAAAAUCAUCAUUUUUGUGCUCAAUUAUCUCACUGUUUUAGUAUAUACUAAAACAAUUAUUCACCUCAGUGUCGGUGGCUUGUCGUGGAUAUUUACCUCACUGCUUCGCAGUUCGCUUAUAUCUCCACGACUAGCCACCUCCACUUCCGUGAAUAAUUGUUAUUUAUUUAAAGGGGCUGUAUCACGGCAGUCCAGUUCAUUUUGUUUAAUUUUGCCAACUACCCUCCCUCAAUCGCUAUAGAACUUAAAGUAAGCAAAUAAAUUACAUGAAACGACAAAAUCAGAGAUCCGAGACAAACAAAUAUGUCUCUUAAGCAUUAUUUUUGAAGUUGCAAGCAGCAAGGAUCAACUUUGAAAAAACUGUUAGGCUGAACAGUUUUCAAAAACCCUAAUUUCAAUCCGUUUCAGUCCUCUUCAGCUUUGCCCAUCCGUGGCAUCUGUUGUUUCUGUAAUGUUAUUUUAACCUUCCUUUAAAGUUUUAAGCGGUUAUUUUUAUGUUUCCCUUAAUUUAACAGGCAUUUUGUAAUUUCCUAAUUUGGCUGAAUUUCGUGACACAGCUCCUUUAAGGAGUAACACCCUCCGACCCAGCUCUUGCUGUCUACCUUACAUGUAUACAGGGAAUUCUGUAUGAGCAGGGCUCGGGGUCAGCUUUUGUUGUCUGCCUGUAAUACAUGUUUACAAUGAAAUCUCUACGAGCGGGUACACUCGGGAUCAGCUUUUGUUGUCUGCCUGUAAUACACGUUUACAAUGAAAUCUCUACGAGCGGGUACACUCGGGAUCAGCUUUUGUUGUCUGCCUGUAAUACACGUUUACAAUGAAAUCUCUACGAGCGGGUACACUCGGGAUCAGCUUUUGUUGUCUGCCUUACAUGUAUGCAGUGAACUCUUUACAAGCAGGACUACUUCAGGACCAGCUCUAGUCAUCUUCAUUACCAUUAUAUGUAAACAGUGAUCUCUCUCUAUUCUGGGUCUUGGGGCCAAUACUAGCUGUCCGACCACAAUGAGCUCCCUAUAGUCAAUUAACCCAGUCUAUAACUACCUUGUGCCUAUACCCUUUUUCACACUAGCAUUCUUCCACAACUUCUUACAAGCAAUGCGGACUUAAUGAAGUGUACGCUUAUAGGACUUGAAGCACAUUCUGUACUUUCAUAACUCAGUCUUACUCGAAGUAUUUUCUUAAACCUAUGACAGGAAACGUACUUGUCGUCACAGCGAUUAAUUUCGACCCAAAACUCAACACGAUUACCAACAUGUUAAUCCAGAACCUUGCCUUCACCGACAUCUGCAUGGCGUCCCUUCACAUGCCCUUCUGGGUCAUCAGUCUCCGCUAUGGACGCUGGGUAUUUAAUCACGUGUUAUGUCAGCUGGUUGGCUUGACGCAGCUAACGUUUGGGAUUACAUCACUUUUCACUAUGACCGGGAUUGCCUUUAAUCGGUACUUCAACGUUGUGCGGCGCAAUCUGUAUACCAAGUACUUCUCAACCAAGAAGGUCACAUACUUCGUGAUUGCAGCUGCCUGGCUCGGCGCUUUAGCUGUCACCUCUCCGCAGCUCUACGGCUGGGGAAAGAUUGCCUACCACCCACUUUUCGCGGUCUGCACAUGCAUUUGGGACCUACCCGAUGUCUCUUUCAUGGUAUUUCUUUGUGCUGGGACAAUUUUCUCCACCGCGAGCGUCAUUUCGUGGUGUUAUUACACCAUCUACAAAACCGUCAAAGCCAGCGCAGAGAGGAUGCAGGGGCAUGCUGCCGAAUGGAGUCACGGAAGAAGGAACGCCGUGGGUGGCAAAAGAGAGAAGACCGAAAGAAAGGUUCUCAAGACUUCGUUUGUGGUAGUCUGUGUUUUCUUAACAUGCUGGACCCCACUCUCAGUAGUAGGCUUCAUCGAGAUUUUUGGAUCGUCCACUCCACGGUGGGUACAUUUAUUUUCCUACUUCUUCGUCUUUGGUAGCAGCCUUACAAACCCUUUUAUAUACGGGAUCAUGAACCCGCAGUUCCAGCAAGCCUUCAAGAAAUUGCUUCGGUUUAGGGCUAACGAAAUCGAGCCGAUGUCUAGUACUAGUCAAGUCAAAGAAAACGUAAUUGGAACAGCGACUACCAUGACGGAUGUAACCGGCUUGCAAACGAUUGGAGAUGAACCAAGCACCUCCGUUCAGCAGGGUGUGAUUGAUCAGAACCAAAAUCAAGUAAAACAUAUUGACGCACCUACGAAGCCCCUAGAGGUUAUGAAGGCUUAA
Molecule: messenger RNA, 3073 nt
Organism: Porites lobata
Lineage: Eukaryota; Metazoa; Cnidaria; Anthozoa; Scleractinia; Poritidae
Source: the annotation of a GenBank genome assembly